UUCAUUUUCACACUCAAAACCCUAAUUCCUUUUCUUCUUCAAUUCGAUUCAAUUUUCUCCCAAAAUCUCAAUGGCUCCUCGAAAAUCUCAAUCCUUCUUCAACCUCACAACUUCACGCGAGCUCAAUUCCUUCCGAGUUCGAAAAAGACCUAAUUACGAUGGAUGGUUUCACGGAUUCUUAGAUGUUGGAGCUGUAGCUACUCAGCAUAACGGUGAAGACGUUGUUCCUCUUGCGCUUUCGUUCGCUAAGACUUCGAAAUUUUGUCAUAUUCUUGCUUUGUCUAAUGAGGAGGGAUAUGUUAGCUUUUUUGAUACUCGUCGAAAAUUUGCGGUGCCUCAGUGUCUAGAAAGAAAUGCAGAGGAAGCGAGGAUUUGUGAAUGGAGUUCGCAUAAUAAUGCAGUUUUUGAUGUCAAUUGGAUUAAGGAUGAUACACAGAUCCUCACUGCUUCUGGUGAUCAAACGGUUAAGGUAUGGGAUGUUCAAGAAAAGAAGUGUCUUGGAGUGUUAACAGGGCACACAGGAAGUGUGAAAUCUAUUUCUUCUCAUCCAACUAAUCCCGAUAUCUUAGUCUCUGGUUCAAGAGAUGGAUCUUUUCGUCUUUGGGACUUAAGAUGUAACUCCAAUUCGAAUAGACGUGGAGAAGUUAGGAUAUGUUCAACGGAUGUUGUCAAUGGAGCACAUAUUCUGUAUCAAGGACUACGACCAAGGAGGGGCAAGGUUGCUUCCAAUAGUGUUACAUCUGUUCUUUGGCUCAAGGAUCAAGUUUCCAUAGCCACUGCUGGGGCAGUAAAUAGUGUGGUGAAGUUUUGGGAUACCAGAAAUUUAAAAAGUAUUGUCACACAAGCAUGUCCUGAACCAGGAAAGCAAAGAUUACACGGUAUAUCUAGCUUGUCCCAAGAUGACAGUGGACUGUUGCUUUCUGCUUCCUGCAUGGAUAGCCGAGUUUAUCUAUAUAAUACACUUCAACUUGAAAAGGGGGCUUUGAGAUACUUUGAAGGAGGUCGUAUUGAAUCAUUUUUUAUUAAGGCUGCGAUUAGCCCCGAUGCAUCUAACAUCGUUUGUGGUUCUAGUAAUGCAAAAGCAUAUGUUUGGCAGGUUGACAAGCCUCAAGUGGAACCAACUAUUUUGAAGAGUCAUUACGAGGAAGUUACUGCAGUUGACUGGUGCCGGUCUGACAAUGGAAAAUUAGCAACUGCUUCUGAUGAUUUCUCUAUCCAUAUAUGGAAUAAACGCAGUUCUGUUACAACAUCAAAGACUCCAUUUUCCAUCCGAAGAAGGGUUAUGGCCAUACCUAGAACAGAGUGCAAAAUGCUACUAGACAAUGAAGAAACUUGUCCUAAGUCAAGUGACUAUGUUCUACUAUCCAAUGAAGAACCAAAUGACCCAGUAAAGUCAGCCACUCCAAUCACACCACCUAAAACAACUACAUCUGAAGGGCACAAGAACCAGCUUUUAUCAGAAUUUGAUCUAACCAUAUCUCCUAAAAACACUCCAGAGUCUGCUUUGAAGAGCCCUUCGUCUGUAUUGAAUCCACCGCCCUCCCUAAAGAGAACUAUCCGGGACUACUUUGUAGCAUCUUCUUGAAUCCUUUAGGAAGAUUAUACCAACCAAAUUUUGUUGACAGGUAGUUGUAGAUAGUGAUCCUGUGAUAAGGUGGUUUGAGUGGCUUGGAUUUCUGAAUAUGCCAUUGGGUUAUCUUAAAUGUAAAGUGCAUACAAGGAUUGGUUAUAGCAAGUGAAGAAGCUAAAAGCUAAAUACAUUGUAAAGCUGGGAUUUUUUUUGCUUCUGCUUGCUAGAGACAAGGGGUGUAUCAUAUAUUCUACUAUUGAUGAUUUGAUGAGCAUACAAAUUCUACUGUCAUGUUUUGUUGUAAACAAUUAGGCUAAGUAGCGCUGCCGGCUCAAAAACCAUGGUUGAUGUUCAUUAUUGAACUGCGUGAAUCUAAUCUAUGACUGCAUAUAAAAUGCUUGGCAUUUACUUGAACACUAUAAGUGAAUGACCGAUCCUUUUGUAAGCGCAAUGUACAAAAAUGAAUGUAAGCACUGACUGAUGCUUUUGUUUUGAUUGUUGAGGUUGGAAUUGAUCUGUUUUUAUA
Molecule: messenger RNA, 2096 nt
Organism: Medicago truncatula (barrel medic)
Lineage: Eukaryota; Viridiplantae; Streptophyta; Magnoliopsida; Fabales; Fabaceae
Product: denticleless protein homolog
Exons: 17
Coding region: 71-1585 (504 amino acids)
Biological process (GO): proteasome-mediated ubiquitin-dependent protein catabolic process
Cellular component (GO): nucleus
Molecular function (GO): protein binding; protein-macromolecule adaptor activity
Source: RefSeq, a predicted model, not a curated record